CGUCCUCUUCUUUUAGGGCAAUGCAGUCCACUGCAAGGUGGAACGCGCCAAGCAGCCACCAUAUCCUCCUCACUGGAAUUCUCGCCACAGGCACCGCCGCCAUCUCCAGCAAGCGCCUAAAGCUUCGCGUUGUCACCUCCCAAGCGCCAGCUUCUCCUUCCUCGCAAGCCAUGGAUUCUCCACAUAGACCUCAAGCCAUGGAUUCUCCACAGAGACGUCAGGAGUCUGGCAAAUUGGCAGGCUCAGUGGUCGCGCUUGGGAAGUUCGAUGCCUUACACAUUGGCCACCGAUCUCUGGCCGAGCAAGCUUCACGAAUGGGGCCUCCGGUUGUUCUCUCUUUCACGGGAAUGGGAGAAAUCCUUGGCUGGGACAAGAGAUUGCCAGUCGUUGCUCCUUGUGAUCGAGCGCGAGUCAUGCUCUUGUGGAGCGCUCAAUGCUCGGGUCUAACUCCGGAUGAAUUCUCGCUCGAGUUUGGCAAAGUUCGUCAUCUGAGUCCACAACAGUUUGUGGAGAAGCUGGCAGUGGAGCUCCGAGUGAAAGGCGUCGUCGCUGGCGAGAACUACCGCUUUGGAUACAAGGCAGCAGGGGACUCAUCAGAGCUCAAGAAACUUUGCAAGGAAUGGGGGCUGGACGUCUUUGUGGUGGAAGCUGUGAUGGACAAGUUCGACCAAGCGCCAUCGUCAGUGCAAGGCGAUGCCAGAGACCGGGGUCAGGUGUCGUCGACCAGGGUAAGAAAAGCUCUAGCUGAUGGUAACAUGAAGAGAGUCACAAACUUGCUCGGGAGGAACCACCGGUUGUUCAUGACACUUGACAAUGCAACGAGGAUACAGAUCGAGAGCGAAGAACAAGACCAUGAAGAACAAAGAGAGAAACGAGUGCUCUACAAGGUACCUCUCUCAGACUCAUGCAACCAGUAUCCAGCACAGGGAUCGUAUCGGUGCAAGGUAGCGUUUCAGGGGCUGGGACAGCAACAACAGACUUGGAAUGGAAAUGGUGGUGCGCUUGAGCGCUCCUGGGAAUGCGAUGUCGAGAUAACAGAGGACGAAGCUAGAAUCUGGGACUUGGAAACGCCAGAGAGCCUGGAACGGCGACAGGGAUUUGUGAGUAUAGAAUUCCGGUAGUAAAGUGACACUCUUACAAA
Selaginella moellendorffii is the source of this 1141-nucleotide messenger RNA. Its product is annotated as FAD synthetase 2, chloroplastic. Gene Ontology annotation, biological process: riboflavin biosynthetic process. Gene Ontology annotation, molecular function: FMN adenylyltransferase activity. Bases 21 to 1121 code for a protein of 366 amino acids. NCBI's taxonomy places the organism in Eukaryota, Viridiplantae, Streptophyta, Lycopodiopsida, Selaginellales, Selaginellaceae. The transcript has 4 exons. The record is from RefSeq and is a predicted model, not a curated record.